Messenger RNA from Cryptomeria japonica (Japanese cedar), 844 nucleotides. RefSeq lists its product as uncharacterized. NCBI's taxonomy places the organism in Eukaryota, Viridiplantae, Streptophyta, Pinopsida, Cupressales, Cupressaceae. The record is from RefSeq and is a predicted model, not a curated record. The transcript has 6 exons. Gene Ontology annotation, biological process: endoplasmic reticulum to cytosol auxin transport. The coding region runs from base 223 to 489 and encodes 88 amino acids.
AUAUUUCGUUUACAGGCUGCAUCACUAUUGGGCUCAGCAUCAGUAGCUGUUCAGUCAAUUGUACUUGCAUGUUCACUUGCACCUUCAAUUCCACUUUUCAGCAAAAAGAAGAAUUCAUAUACUGACGAGCUGGAUGAGAACAGCUCUAAUGAAGAAAGUACAAGUGAUUCUCGACUUGUUUUAGAUACCCAGGUUUUCUGGGUCAUCACAUUUAUUCGCCUUAUGGCAAUGCCUCUUGUAGGCUUACUGCUAGUGAAGAUACUGCAUAGGGCUCAUCUACUACCUUCCAAUCCAAUUUGCAUAUUGACAAUCUUGGUAUUAAGUGCGAUGCCAACUGCUCAAAACCUGAUUGUGCUUCUGCAGUUAAGAUCAACCACAAAACCUUUAGCUGGAGCACUAGCUGAUCUUCUUGUCCGCCAGUACGCUCUUUCACUUGUAUCAGUACCGUUAUGGAUAACUGCUUAUAGUGCAGUGGUACCUCUAAUGUAAUUCAUCAAAUUUCAGGUGCAUCCCCAUGCAUAUAGGCUUGGAAGGGGAAGAAACAAUCAAAAGUUGGCUACAUGCAUAAAUGGAGACCUUUUUCUUUCCAUUGCAUUGCUUAUUAUUGCUAACUUUUGUCAUCUCAGGAAUUUGCACGAGUGAUCUCCAAUUUUUGGGAAAAGAAAGAAAUGUAUGAGAUGGCUCUUGUCAGUACAUCAUAUCAACUCAGAAUUCAAUGAAAUAUAUAUAAAUAAAAGAAAAACUGUGCCAUUAAAAAACAAAAGGUAAGGAAAAAGAUUAGUCAAUUAUUUUAUUGUUAAAUAAAAAAUUGAAGUAUAAAUAAAAUUAAUCUAAGUUUUUUUCA